GGUCCUGUUACCACUCUGCACCCGUACACUACUGUAAUAAUUAGUCUGUAGCCCCAGCCUCUGCCUCCUGAGUCCUGAGCCAGGAUUAUUCUUCCAUUGCCCGUCGCCCGCCCGCCCACUGGAGUUAAGGGCCCAAAGACCGAGAGAGCCAGGAACGAAUACGAAGACGAAUACGCUCCUCAGGGCAAAGCAGCAGUGCUGAGAGUCCUGGAGGCUGUGAGUCCUUGUGAGUGAGUGAGUACUGAAGACUCCACGCCGCAAACCCCCCCUUCCCACCCCCCCAAUAUUCGCCUCCCCCAUCCUGUGUCUGCGUGUUUUUCUCCAUCCUCCACCCUCGCGGAGAGAGGAGGAUGUCGCAGCCGCCCAACAUGGCGAACAACUCCUUCCGCACCUCGCCCGUCUCGGCGCCACCCUUGAUGAACCCCCCACCUCAGAUUUUUGGAGCCUACACUCCUGAGGGAGUGCCAAUACCCGCGACCCUACCAGAUGUUGGGGCCCCAAUGUUCACCGACGGUUCCCUCAUGGAAGAGAGCAAUGAGGCCAAGAGGCGGAGGAUCGCGAGGGCCUGCGAUAUGUGUCGGAAGAAGAAGAUCAAAUGCGAUGGGAAGAUGCCCGCGUGCACACACUGCAUCAAUUACAAGACGGAGUGCGUUUUCACACAGGUCGAGAAGAAGAGGAAUCCUCCCAAGGGGGCAAAAUAUAUCGAAGGACUCGAGAACCGGUUAGGCAGGAUGGAGAGCCUAUUGCGACUGUCUGGACUACUCAACGAGGAUGAUAAUGGACGGACCGAUCUGCGCACGUUAGAGAAGAGAUUGGCAGAGAAUAAGCACUUGUCACAAUCGCUCCGGAGGGCUUCCACUUUGCCCGGCUCGACUACUACAUCCCCAACGCAAAGCAGCCCAAUUGAAGGAAAUGCGUCUACUCCGCGAAGCACCCUGGCAUCUCCAGAACCACAGAGCAGAAUCAGCGAGAGGGAUAAACCUAAGCCCAGUGUUGAGCCAGAGAAGCCAGAAGAGGAGGUUGAGGCUCUUUCGGACAUGAUGUGCUCUUUAGUCACCAACAAUUGCGGCGAAACACGUUAUAUAGGGUCAUCUUCUGGGUUCUCCAUCUUCUCACCCAAAGGUAUACAAUGGGUCAACGAGAAGACUGGCGACACCUCUUUCCAGGACAUGAUAUCAUCAGCCUCUGUGGACGAUAACAAAUGGAUGUACUGGAAACCUGAAGUCUUCGGUGAUCUUUUUUCCAGACGGAUCUACAGACAACUACCUCCCAAGCAUGAAGCUAUAUCCUUGCUCAAAGACUACUUUGAGAACUUCAACUGCAUGUUCCCGCUCUUUCAUCAACCAACCUUUAUGCAUCUCGUCGAUCGAGAGUACUCGCGGAAUCCGUACGAGGGAUCUGGUUGGUGGGCUAGUUUAAACGUUGCCCUCGCAAUAGCACAUAGGCUUCGUGUAAUGAGUAAUCUUGUCCCCGCGGAGGAGGAUGAGAAGGCAUGGGGGCACCUCAAGAACGCCAUGGCCGUGUUCACAGAGCUUACAAUGCGUAACACCGAUCUUCUGAGCGUACAGGCGCUCCUUGGGAUGGCACUAUUCCUACAGGGAACCCCGAAUCCACAACCUAAUUUCUUUCUCGUUGCAGCCGCUAUUCGAUCCUCGCACAGCAUAGGACUGCAUAAGCGGGGUUCUGGCUUCAACCUUAACCCCGUCGAAAUCGAGCAGCGGAAACGGGUCUUCUGGAUCGCAUAUAUGCUGGAUAAGGAUAUAUGUCUACGAUCUGGACGACCCCCGGCUCAAGACGACGAUGAUAUGAAUGUCGAGCUCCCGAGUGCGGAACCAGAAGAUAAUAUUGGCAAUAUCCCGCUGGCGGAUGGAAAGGGAAAGGUCAACCUCUUCCGUCUAAUGUGCGAAUUCGCCACCAUAGAAAGCAAAGUCUACAAGCAGCUAUACUCCACAAAAGCCUCCAAGCAAUCGGAUGGCGAACUCCUCAAUACCAUUGGGGAGCUUGACCAUGAGUUAGAGGAAUGGAAAGAUAGUAUCCCCGUCGACUUUCGACCCGAACACGAAAUCAAAGCUUCACAUACACCUCUAAUCCUCCACGUUGUCGUUCUUCACUUUGCAUACUACAACUGCCUCACUACCAUCCACCGAAUGUCCGUCCAUCAUGGAUAUUGGACCAGUCGACUUUCAAAUUAUGCCAUUCAGGGUCUAAACGCAAAACCACUGAAUCCUCGUAUUUUCUCCUCCGCCGCAUUGUGUGUUUCUGCGGCGCGUGCAUCGAUCCAUCUAAUCAAAUAUGUGCCACAGGGGGACUUUGCUUGUGUUUGGCUCAUUCUAUACUUCCCGGUCUCAGCUCUAGUGACACUAUUCGGGAAUAUCCUACAAAAUCCCCAAGACCCCCGGGCUCGAUCAGAUGUGCGGUUAAUGAAUCUCGUCGUCAACUUUCUGUCGAUGUUAAAUGCGGAUGAGGAGAAUGGUGGCGUGAAGAGGAUGUUGGGUGUCUGCUCAGAAUUCGAGAGGAUCGCCAAGGUGGUGUUAGAUAAAGCGGAGAAGGAAAACCCAACACGACGGAAACGCAAGAGUCAAGAAGAACAGAAGGCGAGGGAACCAGCUCCGAACUCGAACUCUGCCCCCCCACCGCAAACGCCAAUGGCAAACAACAACCAAAAUCUCAUGCCGGGAGUCUUCUCGCCCAGCAUGGCCAACGUGAUGAACUCACAGAACGGCUAUAGUCCCAUGGGCAACAAUGAAUCGCCAAACUCUGGACAAUGGCACCCUGACUAUCCCAAUGGAAACGAAUACAUGACACCGAAUGGACAACCGAAUGGACACGGCGUGCCCCCUUACUCGGAUAUGCAAGGAUAUACGGACGGAAACAGAAUGAACUCGCUACUCAAUAAUACGAAUUCCUUCCAACCACCCUUUGUCCCGCAGGACUUAUGGCAAAUGCCCAUGACCAUCGAAUGGGACUGGGCGGAUAUGACAGGCGGGCCGUACCCCAGCUUUGAGAAUGGCAUCGUGGGCGAUCCGACUUUAGAUAACAACAAUAAUCAACAUCUGCAACGUCAGCAGUGAUUUGCCUCUGGUGCCACUCCGGAGCGAUAUUUCUUUGUCAAGGAUAGGGUCUAAGGGGGGGCAAAAUAGCGGAGUUAAUCGCAUUUGUUGGACGGAGCAGCGUUUAAAGGGGUUGGGGGUUCGAGCACUUGUACGGGUUUUAUGAUACCAGCAACAGCAUCGUUGAUGCUUUCUCCUCUUCAUGGAUUUUGGGUGUAUUUAUAGGUAUUAAAAAGGAUACUCCUACUCUGGG
This is a messenger RNA of Amorphotheca resinae ATCC 22711, 3303 nucleotides long. RefSeq lists its product as hypothetical. Gene Ontology annotation, biological process: regulation of DNA-templated transcription; DNA-templated transcription. The record is from RefSeq and is a predicted model, not a curated record. The transcript has 6 exons. The coding region runs from base 369 to 3071 and encodes 900 amino acids. Lineage: Eukaryota; Fungi; Ascomycota; Leotiomycetes; Helotiales; Amorphothecaceae. Gene Ontology annotation, molecular function: DNA-binding transcription factor activity, RNA polymerase II-specific; DNA binding; zinc ion binding.